UAUGUCUGCAUGUUUGAGAGUCUCGAGUUCUGUAGCUGUUUGAGUAAUCGCGGUAUUAGGGUAUCAGUGGUGUGGUACCUGUUGCGAAGUGUUUCGAACAUUUGAAAGAAGUUAUGAAGAUUGCUGUUGAAGGUUGUGCGCACGGCGAACUUGACAAAAUUUAUGAAACUAUAAAAGGCUUAGAAAGCCAGUACCAGUUCACAGUAGACUUGCUCAUCAUCUGUGGCGACUUUCAGGCAGUUCGAAAUGCUUCUGAUAUGGACUGCAUGGCGGUUCCUAGAAAAUAUCAAGAGAUGAAAGAUUUCCAUAAGUACUACUCGGGGGAGAGGAAAGCGCCACUUUUGACCAUCGUAAUUGGUGGAAACCAUGAAGCUUCCAACUAUCUGGCUGAGCUGGCAUACGGUGGUUGGCUUUGCGAAAACAUCUAUUAUAUGGGUUAUGCAAGUGUUGUCAAUGUCAAUGGCAUAAGGAUAGCUGGCAUCUCGGGAAUAUACAAGGGCCACGACUACCUGAAAGGUCACUUUGAGGUCCCACCAUACAACGAUUCCACGAAACGAAGUGCCUACCAUUUGCGAAACCUUGAGAUCUUCAGAUUGAAACAGCUGGCGGAGCCCGUUGACAUAGUGAUUUCACAUGACUGGCCACGUGGAAUUUACAACUAUGGAAACAAGGCAAGGUUGUUGCAGCAAAAGAAGUUCUUUGCUGCAGAAGUUGAGAGCAACAGCUUAGGCUGUCGUCCAACUGAGGGCUUGCUAGAACAGCUGAAGCCAAAGUACUGGUUUGCUGCACAUCUUCAUUGCAAGUUUGCUGCAGUGGUCAGUCAUGAGGAUGGAACAUGUACGAAGUUCUUGGCACUGGACAAAUGUUUGCCCAAGCGAGACUUCCUUCAAACUUUAGACAUACCAACAUCAACUGACGAGCCUCCAAGGCUUAGCUAUGACUUAGAGUGGCUGUGUGUACUACAGUUAACUGACAAUUUACUCAGAAUUGAUUCAAAAAAUCACUACAUGCCCGGGCCAGGAUGUGAUCAACGGUGGCAGUUCACGCCUACAAAGGAAGAGAAAGAAAAACUUGCAGUGACCUGUGGCAGUGAUUUGCUGGUGCCUCUUAAUUUUCAGCAUACUGCUCCUGUGUACAUGCCAGGAUCUGAACGUAACCCUGGCCGAGUGAAGCCCCAUAUCAAUCCCCAGACCGAGAGCUUUUGCAAGCGAUUUGGACUUCGAGAUCCACUAGCCGAAGCUCUUGAUCCUCGGCAGCAAUCAUCGCCACUGGAUAUUUCAGGCUUUUUGGGAACUGAAGAUGUAACCAAUACUACCAUGUCAUCACUCAAUGAAUCUGAAAACUUAGGCCAGCAUCAAAGCCUAGAAACAGAUUUAGAUGAUGAGCCAGUGCCUUUACAUGAGAUGAGUGCUGAAGAAAGGCAGAAGGUGCAUACAUUAGAAUUUGGAAGCCUAGUUUGCACAGCAGAAGACAAGAAAGAGCUCUUUCCAGAGCUAAUAGAAAAGGCUGAAGACAUAACACCAAAGUCUGCACCAUCCUCUUCUGGCAGAGUAAUGAAAAGAAGAAACCAGUCUAUGUAUGCAGAAAGUGAAGAAACGGACAUUUGAACAGCUUUCAUUUUUGUCAUUAAAUGAACAACCACCUUAGAACAAAUCAAGGUCAUUGUAGAGAGCAGCUUC
Dermacentor silvarum is the source of this 1679-nucleotide messenger RNA. RefSeq names its product lariat debranching enzyme A-like (gene ldbr). The transcript has 9 exons. Bases 114 to 1607 code for a protein of 497 amino acids. Gene Ontology annotation, cellular component: nucleus. The record is from RefSeq and is a predicted model, not a curated record. Gene Ontology annotation, molecular function: RNA lariat debranching enzyme activity. Lineage: Eukaryota; Metazoa; Arthropoda; Arachnida; Ixodida; Ixodidae. Gene Ontology annotation, biological process: mRNA splicing, via spliceosome.